GGGGUGUGUCGUAUUCGGGAGUGUCCCGGGACACCGUCCAAAGUAGCGGCUUUGCAUUCAGCUGCCACGCACGCCGUCUCGACGCCUCACUGGUCCCGGCCUGUUGCUCAAGCGCCCAUCGCGCUUCGCUCUCGUCUCCUUUUGUUCUCUGUUUGUUUUCUACAACUCGGAAUCUGUCAGAAUGGCACAGCAUGCGGAGUUUGAGCGGGCUGGAAAGAAACCAGGCCUCCAGGUUUGGAGGGUGGAAAACUUUGACCUGGUGCCUGUUCCUGAGAACCUUUAUGGAGGAUUUUACACAGGAGAUGCAUACAUCAUCCUCAACACCAUCAAGCAACGCUCAGGAAACCUGCAGUAUGACCUACAUUUCUGGUUGGGUGAUUUCUGCACCGCGGAUGAGAGAGGCUCGGCUGCCAUUUUCACAGUCCAAAUGGAUGACUUCCUGGGAGGAAAACCCAUCCAGUAUCGGGAAGUCCAGGGCCAUGAGUCCAAAACUUUUCUUGGCUACUUCAAAUCUGGGAUCAAGUAUAUGAAAGGAGGUGUGGCAUCAGGGUUCAAGCAUGUUGUCACCAAUGAGGUGGUUGUACAGCGAGUGCUCCAGGUCAAAGGUCGUCGUGUUGUCAGGGCAACAGAGGUGCCGGUCAACUGGGAUAGCUUCAACCAAGGAGACUGCUUCAUAUUGGACUUGGGAGCUGAGAUUUACCAGUGGUGUGGUUCCCAGAGUAACCGCUUUGAGAAGCUGAAGGCCACACAGGUCUCCAAGGGGAUCCGGGACAAUGAGCGCAGCGGGAGGGCCCGCGUCUAUGUCUGUGACGAGGGUAUGGAGAGAGAAAAGAUGAUAGAGGUUUUAGGAGAAAAACCAGAGCUGCCUCUGGGUACUUCUGACGACAUCAAGGCCGAUGCCUCCAACAGGAAGAGGGCCAAACUCUACAAGGUUUCUAAUGCCAGUGGAGGUAUGACGAUUGCUAUGGUGGCUGAAGAGAACCCAUUCCCACAAAGCGCCCUGGAGACGGGUGACUGUUUCAUUCUGGACCACGGCUCUGAUGGCAAGAUCUACGUAUGGAAAGGUCAAGGCGCUAACAUGGAUGAGCGAAAGGCGUCGAUGAAAGCUGCUGAGGAGUUCAUCAAGAAAAUGGGCUACCCCAAACACACCCAAGUGCAGAUCCUGCCCGAGAUGGGCGAGACGCCGCUCUUCAAGCAGUUCUUCAAGAACUGGAGGGAUAAAGAUCAGACGGUGGGCUUGGGUGUGGCUUACAUCGCCAACAGCAUCGCCAAGAUCGAGAAGGUGCCCUUCGACGCCGCCUGCCUGCACGACUCCCCCGCCAUGGCAGCCCAGCACGGGAUGGUGGAUGACGGCAGCGGAGAUAAGCAGAUUUGGCGUAUCGAGGGAUCUGACAAGGUGCCAGUAGAUGAGUCUACCUAUGGCCAAUUCUUCGGAGGAGACAGUUACAUCAUCCAGUAUAACUACCAUCACGGAGGACGGAGCGGACAUAUCAUUUACAUGUGGCAGGGCAUAGACUCCAGCCAGGAUGAAAUUGGGGCUUGCGCUAUCCUCAGCGCCCAGCUGGAUGAUGAGCUUGGUGGCGGACCUGUGCAGGUUGUCGGUGCUCCUAUAACUACUCAGGUGAGGGUGGUGCAAGGUAAGGAGCCGGCCCACCUGAUGAGUCUAUUUGGAGGACAGCCCAUGGUGAUCUACAAGGGUGGGACGUCCAGAGAAGGAGGUCAGUCAGCUCCUGCAGAGACUCGCCUCUUCCAGGUGCGCUCCAACUCCGCCGGACACACCAGAGCAGUGGAGGUUGAUGCAGUAGCAGCCAACCUGAAUUCCAAUGAUGCUUUCAUUCUGGUGAGCCCCGGAGGCUGCUUCCUGUGGGUGGGAGUCGGUGCCAGUGACACUGAGAAGACGGGAGCCCAUCAACUGUGUGGCAUCCUGGGAGUGUCGCCCUCGGAACUGGCUGAGGGAGGGGAGACAGGUGAGUUCUGGGAUGCUCUCGGAGGAAAGACAGAAUAUCGCACUUCAACCAGACUUCGGGACAAAAUGGACGCCCAUCCUCCUAGACUCUUUGCCUGCUCUAACAAGACCGGAAACUUCAUCAUUGAAGAGGUGCCCGGAGAGCUGACCCAGGAUGACCUGGCCACUGAUGAUGUCAUGAUCCUGGACACCUGGGAGCAGGUGUUUGUCUGGAUCGGCAACGAGGCCCAAGAGGAAGAGAAGACCGAAGCAAUGGCAUCUGCGGUGCGUUACAUCGAGACAGACCCGGCUAACAGAGACCGCAGGACGCCCAUCGUGAAGAUCAAGCAGUGCUUCGAGCCGCCCACCUUUACCGGCUGGUUCCUGGGCUGGGACCAUGAAUACUGGACCAGCGACCCCCUGGAGCGGGCCAUGGCCGAAUUGGCCAUGUGAGCUCACGUUUGGUCCCCGCCACGCCUCACCAUCCUAAUAGCACCUGACACUUCGCCACCUCUGCAAGCUGAAGACUGUUUUUGAUUGUAGCUCUUAGUAUGCCGAGACUUUUGUUGCUAUGUCAAGAAACAAGUUAGUUGUUGCCUCACAAGGUGGCCUUCAUUUGCUUUUAAAAUCAAAUAGCAUAAUCAUGCUGUGCAGGCGGGCUUCAUGCAGGGUUUUUGUUGAAGUGCAAUCUCUUUUCCUUUUUUAAAAAAAAUGGAUUUUAUAUUUGGACACAUGCUUAAACACAGCCAGCAAAGUAAUAGAAUGCCUUGUAUUGUAGUUGGUCAGGAUGGCAAAUGUUUUUAACUCAUUCAGUACUAGCCAAUUCUUCACCAAGUCUGAAAAGACGUUUAAAAACGUCUUUGGGAGUGAAUGAGUUAAGCAGGAGGCGUCGACAGUUUAGAUCUCGCUGCAUGCCGGCACAGUAAUAAAAUUAAAUUGCAAGUUGUACGUGUCUUACUAUAUGAAAAUAAAUAAUAAAAUCCAAAUCUCUUGAUUGAAGAUUUAAUAGCAUUUUUAAUAAUGUGAGAUAAAAAUCAUAACAAAAAUGGACUUGAAAUUUAAUUUCCAGCUUUGGGAUCAGAACAGUCUUCAAUCCUAAAUAUUGUACAAAACAGCAAAAAAUAAAUU
Molecule: messenger RNA, 3073 nt
Organism: Hippocampus zosterae (dwarf seahorse)
Lineage: Eukaryota; Metazoa; Chordata; Actinopteri; Syngnathiformes; Syngnathidae
Gene: gsna
Product: gelsolin a
Exons: 17
Coding region: 182-2398 (738 amino acids)
Biological process (GO): actin polymerization or depolymerization; actin filament severing; barbed-end actin filament capping
Cellular component (GO): actin cytoskeleton; cytoplasm
Molecular function (GO): actin filament binding; phosphatidylinositol-4,5-bisphosphate binding
Source: RefSeq, a predicted model, not a curated record